This is a messenger RNA of Porites lobata, 939 nucleotides long. Lineage: Eukaryota; Metazoa; Cnidaria; Anthozoa; Scleractinia; Poritidae. The record is from the annotation of a GenBank genome assembly.
UUAUCGAGCACUUCAGUUCCCAAAACCGCUGUUCCCGAGCCGGGACCAGAUUGGAAAACAGCGAAACUAGAAUGGGGAGUCGCAUGGGAGUUUCACUGUUAUGGUCUGGGCGUCGCAUUCGCGUUCCUUAACUCUGUCGCAGCCAUGGUGCUGGCAAAUAAGAAGAAAGCCUUCGCUCGCAGAGUUUUUUUCGAUGCUAUCAACUCACUGCAGGUGUUAUUCGGGAUGUCCCGUGCGUUGUGCUUGUUGAUUGACCCAUAUGAAUCAAAGAUGAACAUAGCUAACUGUCCAGUUUGGAUAGCAAGACCACUCUUUGGGAUCGCCUUUCCUUGUUUAACCUCAUCUUUCUGUUUGAUUCAUUUGGCUUUUCUCGAAGUUGCCAAGGUUCAACUCGUUCCUCCAAAAAUUCAAAACUUUAAAGUUGUCGUCAGCAUAAUAGGCCUUCAUUUUCUUGUGGUUAUUGUAUCUGACACGACCGUUGCGUUCGAGGGCAACUUGACCGAACUUUUAAUCGUCUGUCAAUCGUUCUUUAUUGUCUGGGGCUUCCUCAACUCGAUCUCCUUCAUGUAUAGUGGUUCCAAAGUCGUCAGCCAAGCAACAAAAAUUCAGAGGCAGCUUUUAGCGAUUCAACAGGGAGAGAAUAGAAAGGAGGCUCCAAAAUCAAAUAGCUCACACGUUUGCAGUAAAACAAGUAAAGUGGCGAAAAUUACACUAGCAACUAGCGCACUAGGAGUGGCCUGUUGUAGUUUACAAGUUUAUUCCCUCUUUGGUGUUUACGGCAUGUAUUCAAAAGUUGUUAACCCAAAACCUUGGCCUUGGUUGGCAUUUCAGACAAGCUUCCGUCUUGUGGAGCUAGCCAUGGGGUGCACCAUAGCCUACAGCGUUUUACAAUCGGCGGACAGGGGUCAACACCUUUUACAUUUGAAAAGUUGUUUUCGA